Molecule: messenger RNA, 1611 nt
Organism: Trichophyton benhamiae CBS 112371
Lineage: Eukaryota; Fungi; Ascomycota; Eurotiomycetes; Onygenales; Arthrodermataceae
Exons: 1
Coding region: 1-1611 (536 amino acids)
Biological process (GO): transmembrane transport
Molecular function (GO): transmembrane transporter activity
Source: RefSeq, a predicted model, not a curated record
AUGGACCAAGGUGAACUUCCUGCCAAAGCUGGCCAUACAAUCCAGUUUUGGGGUAUUUUUGUUGCUCUAUGCAUUCUUUCUUUCAUUUCAGCCCUUGAUGUCGCCAUUAUCACUACAGCCCUCCCUACCAUCACAGCCGAGAUCGGGGGUGCUAAUAUAUAUGUUUGGAUUGCGAAUUCCUUCGUGCUGGCUUCAUCGGUCUUGCAACCCCUUUGUGGCCAACUUGCAAACAUAUACGGGCGUCGCAUCCCCUUUAUAGGCUCCAUUAUGCUUUUUACACUGGGUAGUGGUAUUGCCGGUGGCGCAACAAGCGCAGGGAUGUUGAUAGCGGGCCGCACAAUACAAGGUAUUGGGGCAGGAGGUAUCUAUGUGCUGAUUGAUAUCGUUUGCUGCGACUUGGUCCCCCUUCGAGAACGCGGGAAAUAUCUCAGCUUGAUGUUCUCAUGGUCUGGAAUGGCGGCUGCGUUAGGUCCAGUUGUUGGUGGAGCACUCGCUGAAGCAAACUGGCGUUGGAUCUUUUACCUUAACAUCCCAAUCUGCACUUUAACGCUGGUGAUACUGCUUCUCUUUAUGAAAGUAAAGACCACAAAACUUGCUGACUCUGGCCUCGGACAAAUCGAUUUUCUCGGAAAUCUCAUCUUUAUUCCAAGUAUGAUAUCUCUCCUCCUUGGCCUGGUGACCGGAGGUAUCGAACAUCCUUGGUCUAGCUGGCGUAUCGUCCUUCCAUUGGUGCUAGGUAUCGCAGGCUGGAUCUGUUUCCAUCUUCAGCAAAACUUCUCCAGCCAUCCAAGCGUGCCUCCACAUCUGUUUAGCAACCGCACAUCGGCGGCUGCAUACCUAUUAACAUUCCUGUCUUCUGUCCUGGUUCAGGCAAUCUCAUACUUCCUCCCAGUUUACUUUCAGGCUGUGCAUGGUACAACAACCUUGCGAUCAGGUAUUGACUUCCUUCCAUUUGCUAUCAGUACCUUGGGCUCAGCUGUUAUAUCCGGUAUACUGUUAAGUAAAUUUGGCGUUUAUCGACCAAUCCACGCGGUAUCUUUCGCCCUUUCGGCUAUUGGAUUCGGGCUUUUGACCCUUUUGAAUAGCCGCACCAAAACUGUAACCUGGGUCUUCUUCCAGUUGAUUGCAGGUGCAGGCUCAGGGACAAUUCUGUCUGCCCUACUACCGGCAAUUAUGGCGGCUCUUGCAGAAGCUGAUGUUGCAUCGUCAUCCGCAACCUUCAGCUUUGUUCGGACCUUCGGGUACAUCUGGGGAGUAACAAUUGCCUCCAUAAUAUUCAACGGGCAGUUUAACAAGUAUCUACCGGCGAUAUCCUCCCAAACACUGAGGGACCAGCUGAGAAAUAGUGCUGCAUACUCAUUUGCAAGUCAAGCCCAUAGGCUUCGAACCCUCAUUCCUGAACCCGUGUGGAAUGAGGUGGUGGAGGUGUAUGUUAAAAGCCUAAGAGCCAUUUGGUGGGUCGGGCUAGGAUUUAGCAUCGUCAGUUUGUUUGUGGUCGCUCUGGAGAAGGAUUUGAAAUUGAGAGAGGAUCUAGAAACUGAGUAUGGUAUCAAGGAUGAGAAAAAUGGUGGCACACCUGCGGAUGAGGAAAGCGGCCUUGGAACCAACUAA